GGAUCGUGUAUUUCUAUUAUUUGGCCAAUAUGUAGCAACCAUCAUUUCAACCUAUUCCUCAGUUAUCGUUUUCCUCUUUAGGCCGUUUAGAAACGACUCCCUUACCGUCUGAUUUUGAGAAUACUCAGAAUGUGUAUGUUCAAUCUGUUUAUUCGUCAAUGUCUUCUGCAAAUCAAAUUCCAUCAGCACACUCUCCAAAUAACGAACCAGUACAGCAGGAUAUUCAAGAGAUGGAUCAAAUGGAUGAAACAGACAAGAAUCCCACCAAUCCGGAAGAGGGUGUCUCUAUCUCAGUAGAUGCUUCUCAUAACACAAACGAAAGACAAUCUGCUGAUGAAGAGCAAUCCUGUUCUAUGGGCUCAGUUACUACAGAAGACGUACGAGCAGCACUUGCUCAACUAUUUAGCAGUAAAAGCUGUUGCUGGCCGAAGAGAGCAAUAAAAGAAAUGGAUAUAACGAUUAAUAAAAUGUGGAGUUGCUAUGUCUGCUCUUGGGAUAUCUUCUCUGAGGAGCGCUCAGCCGGUGACUAUUACCGAGCAGACAUAAAUAGAAUGAUGGAUACUGAGGAAUAUGGUCCGAUUCCAAAGCUUUGGGAAUAUCCGAUCUCUCCCCCAACUCGAUUUAAGGGUGGAAGGAAAACGAUACGCUGGCCACAUACAGAUCAUAAAGAGACAUGUCCUGAGUGUCGUGGCCAUUGUAGAGUGACGUGUACAAGUUGCAGUGGUAGUGGAACAGUUACCCGUUCACAAUAUGACCCAGAAACUGGAAAACACACAACCACAACUGAAACGUGUAGUCGGUGUUCUGGUACAGGAAGAAUGGAAUGUCCUGAGUGUCAGGGAAAAGGAUAUGUGAUAGGAUUCGUUAUGGCCACUGUGAACUAUUAUAACAGCAAUAUAUCUCUUGUCUUAUAUGGAGGCGAUAUUCCGCCUGAUCCUAUUUGUGAUGCAGAGUCAUCGCUAUGUUUCGAAAAAGAAGGACCGGAUUUACAGGCACCGAGAGAUUUUGAAAACAGCGAUAUCCAGGAAACGUGUUUUGACUUGGAGAAUCGCGCAGCAAAGAGAAGAGCAGAAAUCGAAGAAAAGCGGAGAAUAAACAAUCAACGUCUCAUGGUGAGCGAGCUACCGAUUAUUGAGGCUUAUGGGACAUGGAAAGGAAAGAGCUGUGUGUUCUGGGUCUAUGGAAACGAUUUGAGAGUUUAUGCUCCAUAUUAUGAGGAGAUGUUUUCUUCUUGUUGUACUAUUAUGUUUUCUGUUUGUUUCUAA
Molecule: messenger RNA, 1265 nt
Organism: Blastocystis hominis
Lineage: Eukaryota; Bigyra; Opalinata; Blastocystidae
Exons: 11
Coding region: 159-1265 (368 amino acids)
Molecular function (GO): heat shock protein binding
Source: RefSeq, a predicted model, not a curated record